ACCUGUUAUGAUAAAAAAAAAAUAUCUCCUAAUCGUUUAGGAAUUACAUUAUAAAAAGGAAUUUGCGCAAAAAAUCACAGUAAGCAAAGGCUCUCCUCCUACGUUCGUGUUUUUUAGCAUAAUGUACUUCGCUUUUGUGACCCUUUUAUUUACCUUGUUAAUUUGUCAAAUUCUUUCUGAAAGCGAAUGGCAAAAAUAUGCUGAAACACGGAAGAUGGGAAAUUCAAUCAGGAAAAAGAAACAACCGAAUAAAGUUGCUACCGAAGAAAGCAAAGUUGUGGAGCGUCCUCUUCACAUUGGUUCAUACAACAUACAAACUCUGGGGAAGAAAAAAUUCCAGAAUAUAGAUAUUAUGUUAACAAUCGAGAAGAUUAUUAGUCGCUAUGACCUUAUGCUGGUGAUGGAGGUCAUGACAUCUGAAUCGCACUUCAUGGAAAAGCUUUUGAGAGACGUUAAUGCGUUUCGCCCACCCGGAGCUGUCUAUAAUAUGACAUUGAGUGAAAGUCAUCCUCAAACUAAAGAACAUUGCGCCUUUUUUUACAGAGUGGAUAAAUUGCAGAUUGCUAGAAUGGAGUCUUAUACUGACCCGGCAGAGCAGUUCUAUCGCAAGCCUUUCUUUGUAUUAUUUAACUCACCAACACUAAGAGACAUGAAACGGUUCGGUGUAAUUGGCCAUCACGCCAAACCAUCACAAGUAGUUAAAGAACUGAAUGGUCUUGCUGAUUUAUAUGACCGGGUGAGAGAGAAGUAUUUUAUCGAGGAUGUGCUCUUAAUGGGAGAUUUUAAUGCACACUGCACUUACGUGAAAGAGAAAGAAUGGGAAAAUAUAACGCUCUGGACAAGGCAAGAGUUUACUUGGCCAAUAGGAAGUCAUAUCGACACGACCACAAAUUACAAGAGCUGUGCACUAGACAGGUUUGUAUAUGCCGGUGAAAAUAUGAAUACCGGAGUUAUUUUGUCAUCUGCGAGAGUAUUCGACUUCCGGCAAGAGCUCGAUGUAACUUUAAAUGAGGCAAGAGACAUUUCUGAUCACUGGCCAAUUGAAAUUAAAAUAAGGGGGAAAAUGUCAGAGCUUGCCGAGAAGGAUUUGGUGUCUGACAUAUGCUUUACUGUUCAAGAUACAAGGCCACGUAAUGUCUCCAAGCAAGCAAUCAUAACAGCAGCACAGACUUCGAAUUUCAUUCCUACUGUACUAUCAUCUCUAAUUUUACUAAAGAAUGAGACUUUAAAUUCUGAAGAUAUGUUAAAUGCAGUAAGAAGAUUACAAAGUUCUUUAUCAAAUGUCAUUAGCAAAGAACAGUUGGAAGCUAUAAUUUAUAAAACACAACAAGGUAGUUUAGAAGAUGACAGUUCUUUCGCAGAUGUUUCUCACAUGAAAUUUAAAGUACAGAUAUUUGUUACCAAUGCAUAUUCUGAAAUAUUAACUUGCAAAACAACUACUAUUAAUUAAUUUUAUGUAUUUGCAUCAGAAAACAGUAUGGAAUUAAAAAAAAAAUUCAAACUUCAGGAACACAGGCAGA
Messenger RNA from Stegodyphus dumicola, 1520 nucleotides. Its product is annotated as deoxyribonuclease-1-like. Gene Ontology annotation, molecular function: deoxyribonuclease I activity; DNA binding. Lineage: Eukaryota; Metazoa; Arthropoda; Arachnida; Araneae; Eresidae. The record is from RefSeq and is a predicted model, not a curated record. Gene Ontology annotation, biological process: DNA catabolic process. Gene Ontology annotation, cellular component: nucleus.